UUGAGCAGCGUGGAAAUGCGGAAGUUCGCAGGCUGACGCCGCGACACAUUAGCAUUUAUAUAUAUUUAUAUAUUCACAGGGAGUGAUUCUAAUAAUACACCCGAUAACUGACAUGGUGGCCAUUUCGCGUCAGUAAAGCGACGUUCAGACGCGCUUGAAAGGAGGUUGCUCUUUAUUUGGCCACGUAAUAAUCCUGAAAAUGGGGGGUAGACUACGAUACUAACACAGUUAACACCCACAGACGACUGACACUUCGUGGAAUGACAACAACUUACAUAACAUUAGCCUGUUUGUAUCCCAGGGUAACCCACUGUAAUACAAACAUCAAAGAAAACCUGACAGUUUCUCAUAAAUACUCAGCAAGUCCUGGCUUUCCCCGUGUUCCUCCUCCUCCUCCUCUUCCUCCCCCUGAGCUGGGCAGAUGUGGAAAAAGUGCAAGUGCAGGUGGUCACCAACAGCACGCCCUGCAGCGUCACCUGCGGCCUAGGGGUCAAAGUGCAAAGGGUGUGCAGCAUGAGGGAUGCGGAAAGCGAGGACGGACGUGACGAAUUGGAGCCGUCGUCCACCCUCCAGGUGACGGAGGAGUGUCGCGACGAGAAGGUCAAGUGUAUGGAGUCGUGGCAGUGUGGCCUCACGACCUUUACCGUGACGACCGGGGAGAGGGUGGAGCUGGACUGCCUGGUGGAGAACGCCAAGAUGAUGGAGAAGCUCUCGUGGAGGGUAUCAUGGUCUCGAGCCCCGGGUGUGAUCAGCUCCGACAACGCGCUCUUCACCCGCUGGCACAGUCCGAGGUUGGACCUGCUGGUCCUGGACCCGGUGGAGGAGCAGCACGCAGGUAUCCUCACAAACCUCCUCUGGCCGUGGCGAUGGCGUCAUCGUAAGCGGCGUGCGUCUCCACCAGGUACCUACCGCUGCGACGUGCUGGACGCCGACAACAGGAGGCUGAAGACGGCUUACUGGGGGGUCCGAGUGCUGCCCAGAGGGGUCUUGAAUCUGGAUUACGACCACGGUGAGGGCGUGUGGGAGUCCGGCUGGGUCAACCCGACUGUGCCCAUCCCGAAGAGCCUGUGGGUGAUCUAUGUGAUGCUGCCCCUUCUGUGUAUUUUUGACCUGGCGGUGAUGGUCGCCCUGGCGGUGAUGAUUAUGAAGAACAAGGAUUUGUACCGAGUGGACGAGGACGACGUCGCCGACGAGGAGAAGUCGGAGGGCGGCUCGCUUCACAGCGAAAGCACGGUGUGACAUGACCUGAAUGCCUCAAAGUGAUGGGAAAAUAAAAGCAG
This is a messenger RNA of Doryrhamphus excisus (bluestripe pipefish), 1280 nucleotides long. NCBI's taxonomy places the organism in Eukaryota, Metazoa, Chordata, Actinopteri, Syngnathiformes, Syngnathidae. The record is from RefSeq and is a predicted model, not a curated record.